Molecule: messenger RNA, 2784 nt
Organism: Carassius auratus (goldfish)
Lineage: Eukaryota; Metazoa; Chordata; Actinopteri; Cypriniformes; Cyprinidae
Product: nectin-2
Exons: 7
Coding region: 227-1753 (508 amino acids)
Source: RefSeq, a predicted model, not a curated record
CUCCAGACAGAACAGAAGAAGUGAGCGAGUCGCGAGGCAGAGGACUCAACGGUGUUCCGAACAGUAACAUACCUGUGCACUCUCCGGGCUUUACUAGCAGUCGGAGCGGACUGAGACUGCGAUCUGACGAGCCGCAACACACCGCCUCCGGUUCGCUUCGCAAAGUGAAAGAGAUUUUAUGCGAAAGUUUCCAGGAUUUGUGUAACCUCCCGCGGACGAGAGAGGAAUGAGCGACUUUACGAUGAUAAACUGUUGCCUGAUCCUCAGCGCGUGUCUUCUGUCCAGCCAAGCGGUCUGGAGUCAGCGUGUUCGAGUGGAACCAGAAGUCACUGCGUAUCCAAAUGGAUCUGUCAAUCUGCGCUGUCAGUUCAUCGACAGUGGAACCACCAAACUCACACAGGUUUCGUGGAUGUUUGAACGUGUGGAGGGUGAUAGGCACAACAUUGCUGUGUACCACCCUCAAUAUGGAGCCAGUUUCCCUAAUAAAGACUUUGAGGGCCGGGUAUCGUUCACUCAGGGCUCCCUGGAGAACCCCUCCAUUAGGAUCAGCAAACUGAAGAUGGCUGAUGCUGGCAAGUACAUCUGCGAGUACGCAACUUACCCCAGUGGGAACGAGCAGGGGACUACCACUCUUAUCAUGCUGGCCAGACCCAAAAACUCUGCCACCGCUGUCCCGGUGCAGGCCGGCUCUUCUGAGGUGGUUGUGGCCAGAUGUGAAGCUGCCCAAGGAAAACCAGAGGCCACAAUCUCCUGGAGCACAGCCGUUGCUGGGCGCUAUAAUGACACUGCAGUGCCUGAGAGCGACGGGACGGUCACCGUGAAGAGCGAGUAUCGGAUGAUCCCGACCCCGGCUGAAAACGGGAAAGAAAUCACCUGCGUGGUGAACCAGAGGACGCAGAACGAACCCAAUUCCUUCCCGCUGAAGCUGGUGGUGCAGUAUCCACCCACUGUGACAAUAGAAGGCUAUGACAGUAACUGGUAUAUGGGUCGAACCGAUGUGGUUUUGACCUGCCAAGCUGAUGCCAAUCCAGCACCCACCGAAGUUACCUGGAGAGCGGCAUCGGGUCAGUUGCCGCCUUCGGUACAAGUGGAUCAAAACCGGCUGCUGGUGAAGAAGGUGGACGAAACGGUGAACACCACUUUUGUGUGCGAGGUGAAGAACAGUCUGGGAUCUGGCAAGAAAGAGCUGGUCGUCAUGGUCAUCGAGUCGACUGAAGACCCAUCCAGCGCUGGCAUGGUGGCCGGAGCCAUUCUGGGAAGCUUCUUGGCGCUCGUUUUGGUCAGUGCGUUGGUCGCCUUUUUAGUGAUGAGAAGUCGCCGCCAUCAGCACGGAUAUUCAGGCGACGGCGAACAGGGAGCUUAUGGGAACAAAACUCGUCUUUUUGGAGGCAAGAAGGCUAGCAAGAAUGGUGCAGGAUCCAACAACAAUGGGCCGAUCUAUACGUACCGCGAAAGCGAGCCGGGCGCCCUGACGGAGAAAAGCAACGAGUUCCCGCGCAUGACUGGAAGCACGCCAACCGCCCAUGACAUCCUGCUGAGCGGCGAGUUGAACGAGGCUGAGCGCAGGAAGUUUGACGCCCUCAAUGACAGCCUAGAUGAUGAAGAAGAGGACGAAAGGUACGACCGUUUCAGCGGGCUGUCGCCCAGCUACCAAAUCCACCAGCACAAAGACGAGUGCACACUUUAUCUGGACGACGACAUGGAGUCCCAGCGAGACGGGUCCAUCAUCUCCCGGACUGCCAUUUACGUCUAGAGGAAACAGAUAAUACACCUGACUGAUAUUCACUUGACCUUUUAAAACAAAAAGACAGAAACUUGCCAUCUGAGGAGCGGAAGCAGAACAGUUAAUGUCACAUCUGUAGAUGAAAGCACUCAUUAUCAAACUGAAAACACAAAUUAAUGCUACUCCCCUCAUGAUGUGUACUUUUAACUCAUAAUACUGACUGAAAAUAAGAGUGAUUUUGUUGUUGUGUAACUGUUGUUGUGUAACUUGGUGUUAAUGCCCAUUCUAGCCAGAAUCCAUCUUUCGUGGUUGAUUCACUCCCAUGAGCACUAAAUCAAGUUGGCUCUUUGAAGUGAAAAGAAAGCCCAGUGAUUAAGCAUGGAGGACUGUCAAUGCUACGUCGCACGAGUGGCGCAGCAAGCUGUGACCUGGAAGCCAAGGCCGCUCUCUCCAGGUUGCAUACAUCAGGCUUCUUUUAUCACAGCCCGGGAAUGUCGUCUUCGAGAACAGCUGGAUGUUUUGUUUGGCGAAACAGAGAACGUCAAUGUAGUGCUCGCUCCAGCAUCUGGGUCAUUCAUCUGUGCCACCGAUCAACUCCAGCUGUGAACGAUUUUAACUUUCCCCUACUAUUUUUUUAGCUCUCGUUUAUUAAUUGGAUGUCUUGUUACGCUAAAGGAAUUUUCUGAAUGACUCGAGGGGUUCUAGGCAGAGGCGCAAUAGUGUUUUUGUUUGUUUCCUCCGUUCUCUCCUGUCAACCUCUGCAGAACGGUUUGUUCCGGGCCAUGUUUAAUUCAGAAGAGUGUUGUGCAUUUUUGGCUGAUGCAUGUUUUUUCCCAACCCCUGAUUAAUCCAGUUAUAUCAAAACCAUGUGACACAACAUCUAAAAACUGCAGACAGGAGCUCGACUAGCUACAGCGCACGAAUCCUUCCAGGAGGAAACAGGCUUGGAGUCAAUACUGCAUCUUCACUAAAACUGAUUAAGUAGAUUAAUGCACAUCGCAGAUUGGCAGCAAAGGCUGGGCCUUGAGAGAAACACAACUGAUGUGCCUUUGAGUGUGGGA